Molecule: messenger RNA, 1135 nt
Organism: Raphanus sativus (radish)
Lineage: Eukaryota; Viridiplantae; Streptophyta; Magnoliopsida; Brassicales; Brassicaceae
Exons: 4
Coding region: 107-991 (294 amino acids)
Source: RefSeq, a predicted model, not a curated record
CGCACUUUAUAAACUAUUUAGGAAGAAGAAAUGAGUGUGACCGAAAGAAACGAAUAAAAUAAUUAUUUGAUCUUAAACAGAUAAAACUACAAGUUUAUAGCAGAAAAUGGUGAACUUGGCGGUUGCUCUAAGAUCGUCGAUGUGCAUUAUCGUGAAAUCAGCUGGACUUGUUCAACAUACCGUAGAAACCGAACCAGGAACAAAGAUUAGCUUCUGGUUACCGAAGAACUCAAGCGGGAUUAGGAAGCCAGCAAAACCUGCAGUAUUACUCAUUCACGGUUUCGCCGGCGACGGAGUGAUGACGUGGGCGUUUCAAGCUCGUUCGUUAUCAAAGCGAUACUCUGUUUACAUACCUGACUUGCUCUUUUUCGGUGGGUCUUACACAAAUAAACCGGACCGGUCACCAGAGUUUCAAGCCGAGUGUUUGGUUAAGGCUAUGUGUAUCCUUGGCGUGGAUAAGUUUGUCCCAGUGGGGUUUAGCUACGGUGGCGUUGUGGCAUUCAAGAUUGCGGAGUUGUACGGGAACAUGGUUAAGGCUUUGGUGGUGACCGGUGCACCUCCGAUUAUGACCGAUUCGAAUGUGAACCGGUUUGGGUUUAGUGCAAUGUCGGAUGUCUUGUUACCCAAAACGGUUAGAGGACUUGAGUUUCUUCUCUCUGUGUCUUUGCAUAAACGUAUUUGGCUCCCAAGUUGUCCUUUCAAAGAUUACCUUAAGACAAUGUUCACAAAUAGGAAAGAAAUGGCUGAACUUUUGGAAGCUCUAAUCAUCAACAAUGACACUACUACAAUCCCCAGUUUCCCUCGGAGAAUACAUCUUUUGUGGGGUGAAAAUGAUCUAUUCUUCAGUGUUGAAUUUGCAAAAGAUCUGCAAACGAAAUUGGGUGAAAUGACAAGCAUGGAGAGUAUAAAGAAUGGAGGUCAUUUGGUGCAACUGGACAGACCAUUUGUCUACAACAAACUACUCAACAAAUUUCUUGCUUCUGUUCAUUAAAACAAUGUUUGUGCUUUAGGAAAAGUCACUCGACGAUUAUAAUGCCUGUUAUGCUUGAAAAGUGUCUCUUAGAUUAAUAACGAGGGAAUGUAUUCAUCCUGCCAUUUGUCCAAUGAUCUAGUAAAACUCAAAUCGGUAAUUCAC